AUGACCAACAUGGAAAGCUCAGCGGCUCAGGUUCAUGUCAAAGAAGCAGCCUUGGUCGUUCCUUCAGAUCCCACUCCUACUCAUCUUCUCAAGCUCUCUUCUGUUGAUUCCCAGCUCUUUUUACGUUUCACCAUCGAGUAUUUACUCAUCUACCGUUUCAAUGGCCUCCACACAGAUCACGUCACAGCUCGUGUCAAGUCUGCUCUGGCUCGAGCCCUGGUUCCUUACUAUCCAUUAGCAGGUAGAGUCAGGGUUCGACCAGAUGGUUCUUGUCUCGAGGUCGUUUGUCGUGCCCAAGGAGCUGUUUUCAUCGAAGCCACUGCUGAUUUUACGCUUUCCGAUUUCGAAAGGGCCCCACGUUAUGUUACGGAAUGGCGGAGGCUUUUGGCUCUGCAAGUGGCUGACGUCCUCAAGGGGGCGCCACCACUGGUGGUCCAGCUCACCUGGCUCUCCGACGGUGCAGCAGCUCUUGGUGUCGGCUAUAGCCAUUGUAUCUGUGACGGUGUCGGCAGCGUUGAGUUUCUCAACCUGUUCGCGGCGUUGGCCACCGGUCGCCGUCAUGGAGGGGGGUUGGAAUUUAAACCGAAACCCAUUUGGCAACGACACCUUCUUGAUCAGACACCGUUUAAACAACCUAGACCGAGGCAACACCUCGAGUUCAGCCGAGUUACUGACCAUUGCCAGUUUAUGACUCGGUUCACCCCUGACCAACUCACUCCCACCGCGGUCACAUUUGACGAAUGGAGACUAAACGAGUUGAAGAAUUCCAUAACUCCGACGAGUCAACUCAGCAAAUCAUCACUCACUUCAUUCGAGGUCUUGUCUGCUAAGGUUUGGAGAAGCUGGGCCAAAGCACUGAACUUCCCACCGCAACAAAUCCUUAAACUGCUUUUCAGCAUCGACAUACGCCACCGAGUCAAACCGAGUCUACCCACCGGAUACUACGGAAACGCCAUCGUACUCGGUUGCGCUCAGGCAACCGCGAGAGACCUAACAGAAAAGGGCUUAGCGUACGCCACGGAGUUGAUAAAAGAAGCAAAGAACCGAGUCGACGACCAAUACGUAAAAGAAGUAGUGAACUCAGUGAGUCUAAACGGAGCGAGAGGUGUGCCCGACCCAGUUGGCGUACUGAUUCUAUCACAAUGGUCAAAGCUGGGUUUGGAGAGGGUUGACUUUGGAAUAGGGAGGCCAGUUCAGGUGGGACCGGUGUGUACCGAUAAGUACUGUAUAUUACUACCUGUAGACGAUCACAGCCGUUCAGUGAAGGUGAUGUUAGCUGUGCCGUCCGUAGCCGUUGACAAAUAUGUUGAUUUGAUGAGAGCCGUCCAAUAAAACACCUGACUUUUUUGCUAA
This is a messenger RNA of Cynara cardunculus var. scolymus (artichoke), 1353 nucleotides long. RefSeq names its product omega-hydroxypalmitate O-feruloyl transferase-like. Lineage: Eukaryota; Viridiplantae; Streptophyta; Magnoliopsida; Asterales; Asteraceae. The record is from RefSeq and is a predicted model, not a curated record. The transcript has a single exon. The coding region runs from base 1 to 1332 and encodes 443 amino acids.